Aspergillus ruber CBS 135680 is the source of this 435-nucleotide messenger RNA. RefSeq names its product YjbQ family protein. Bases 1 to 435 code for a protein of 144 amino acids. The transcript has 2 exons. The record is from RefSeq and is a predicted model, not a curated record. Lineage: Eukaryota; Fungi; Ascomycota; Eurotiomycetes; Eurotiales; Aspergillaceae.
AUGUCCUGGAUCCAAAAACAAUUCACCCUCCCCCCGCGCUCCCGCGGCUCCUACCUGAUAACCGACCACGUCGUCUCCGAACUCCCCGAACUGCGCUCCUACAAAGUCGGCCUCCUAACCCUCUUCGUGCAGCACACGAGCUGCGCGCUCUCGCUGAAUGAGAACUGGGACGAUGAUGUGCGCGCUGAUAUGAGCGAUGCGCUGGAUCGGAUUGCGCCGGAGGAUCGCAAGGGGAAUCUUUACAGACAUGAUGCGGAGGGGUUGGAUGAUAUGCCGGCUCAUAUUAAGUCGUCGCUGGUUGGUGCCUCGGUCACGAUUCCGAUUACGAAUGGACGGUUGAACACCGGUACCUGGCAGGGGAUUUACUACAUGGAGUUCCGGGCGAGUCGGCACUCGCGCAAGGUUGUUGCGACGAUUCAGGGUGAAAAGGCGUGA